Messenger RNA from Ricinus communis (castor bean), 854 nucleotides. Its product is annotated as A-agglutinin anchorage subunit. The record is from RefSeq and is a predicted model, not a curated record. The transcript has a single exon. The coding region runs from base 123 to 707 and encodes 194 amino acids. Lineage: Eukaryota; Viridiplantae; Streptophyta; Magnoliopsida; Malpighiales; Euphorbiaceae.
UGCUUCUCUCUAGGUUUGCCCAAUUCGCCUCUCACACGCCGCUUUUCUUUCUUUUUCUCUUUUUCUCUAAACAAAAUAAAGUCUAAAACAGUCCUUUCUUGUUCUUCAGUAUCAUACCAACAAUGCCUACUUCAAGAGCCAAAUCUUGCCGUACACCGCCGCCGGCGUUAUCAUCGACGUCAACGUCCGCUUUCGCAUCAUCAACAACGUCAAGUUUCACAUCACGCUCUUCCUCAUCCUCGACGUUGUUCGCACGCUCGACCUCUCCCACGCCUUUGAAUAUGUACAACAGAAACAGUCAACCGUCGCGGUUCUCUAUGACCGAUCAUCGUCCUAUCUCGCCAAACCGUUCAAUUUCAAUAAAACGGCAAACGUCAAAUAGCAGCAAUGCGGUAUCGUCCAAUAAAAAAAGAACCUGUGCUUGUUCUCCUACUAAUCAUCCAGGUUCUUUCCGGUGCGCUUUUCACAGAGCAAUGACGGCGAGGAAUAAUAGUAGUACGCCAACGGCGUCGUAUCAGCAUUCGAGUAGUAGAUUGAAUUUUAGACGAUCGGCGAUGACUAAUUCGCUAGUGAGAAUCGGAGGUGUUGAAGGAGAGUUAGUUAAGAGAGCACUCUCGGCUUUGAUUAGGCCUUCAUCACAUCAACUUCGUCGUUGCGCCGCUUUUGAGCCGAGACCUAGCCGGCUUUCUGUUAUGUCUACUAGCUAAAAGGUUUUGUAAUUCUUGAAACUAUUAUUUCCAUCGGAUUUAAUUGUAGCGAUAGAUUGAGAAAUUUUGUAAAGAUUGGAGAGUAAUGAUGUAAAUUAGAUUUUUUGUGAUGAUCAAUUAAAUUUGCACCUUACUUUGCUAGCAAUA